Molecule: messenger RNA, 672 nt
Organism: Terrapene triunguis (Three-toed box turtle)
Lineage: Eukaryota; Metazoa; Chordata; Testudines; Emydidae
Product: olfactory receptor 147-like
Exons: 1
Biological process (GO): G protein-coupled receptor signaling pathway; sensory perception of smell
Cellular component (GO): membrane
Molecular function (GO): olfactory receptor activity; odorant binding; G protein-coupled receptor activity
Source: RefSeq, a predicted model, not a curated record
AUGGAAAAGGGAAAUCACUCAGAGGCGACUGAGUUCAUUCUCUCAGGACUGACAGAUUGUCCGGAGCUGAAGGUUCCCCUGUUUGUGGUGUUCCUACUGAUUUAUGGAAUCACCCUGGUGGGGAAUGGGGGGAUGAUCUUGUUAAUCAUGAUUGAUCCCCGACUCCACACCCCCAUGUACUUUUUCCUCAGUAAUUUGUCUUUUUGUGACCUCUGCUUUUCCUCGAUGAUUUCCCCUAAGAUGCUAUUGAAUUUCUUAGCCGAGAAGAAAAGCAUUUCUUACACUGCCUGCACUGUGCAAAUGUAUCUCUUUGUCUCUUUUGCAGAUGUUGAGUGCCUGUUGCUGGCUGUGAUGGCAUAUGACCGUUAUGUGGCCAUCUGUAAGCCACUGCUCUACACGUUCACCAUGUCCAGGCAGCUUUGUAAAGGGCUGGUGGCUGGGGUAUACGCUGUGGGCGUGGUAGAUUCAAUGAUACACACGUUUUGUACACUUCGUUUGUCAUUCUGCAGCUCCAACAUCAUCAAUCAUUUCUUCUGUGAUAUCCCCCAAUUGCUGGUGCUUUCCUGCUCGGACACCCGCAUCAAUGAGAUUGUGAUGUUUGCCUUCAUUGGCUGUAUUGUAGUGAGCAGCUUUGUGACUGUCCUCCUCUCCUAUGUCUAUAUCAUCUCCACC